AUGGCUCGUCGCACCAACCGAUCGGUUCCCCAAGGAAGAAACGACAUGACUGAAGCAAUCCAAGCCAUGAAUGCAAUGGCCGCAACAAUGGCCCAACAAGCUGCGAUCCAAACUCAACAAGAUGCACAUAGGGACCAGAGGGAUGAAGCAGCCAAUGCAACAAGAGCAUUGAAUGAAUUUCGUCGACAAGAUCCGCCUAAAUUCAAAGGGGAACAUGACCCCGACAAGGCUGAUCUUUGGCUGCAAGAAAUCGAGAAGAUCUUCGAGAUCCUACACUGCCCUGACAAUGCGAAAGUAGAGUAUGCAACCUAUUUGAUGAUUGGUGAAGUUGAAUACUGUUGGCGAGGUGCGAAGAAAAUGAUGGAGACAAAUCAUGAAGAGCUAACAUGGGAGGCUUUCAAGAAUAAGUUCCUAGAAAAAUACUUCCCAAAAAGUGCUAGGGCUGAGAAGGAGGCCCAAUUUCUGAAGUUGUAUCAAGGGAAUCUCAUGACAGCGGAAUAUGCGACAAAGUUCGAGUCCCUAGCAAAGUACUUCCUCUAUUUCCUAAAUCAGAUAGAUGAAGAAUACAUGUGCGAGAGGUUUGAAAGCGAGCUUAGGUAUGAGAUUAAGGAGUUAGUGGGGCCCUUGGAGAUACGCCAAUAUCAAGUGCUAGUGGAGAAAUGCAAGAAAGUGGAGCAGAUGAAACAUAGCUGCCUGAAUAGGGGUGCUGUAGGUGGACCCAUCAGACCUCAGCAUCAACAACACAAGCCAUAUGCCCGACCACUAGGGAAUGCUAGAGAUCAACCUCGACCUCAAAACGGGGAAAUUCAAAGGCAAAAAGUUCCACGUCAGAACCAGACGUACCCUGUUAAGUGUUUUCGCUGCAACAAAGAAGGACACAAGAUAUCUGAGUGUCCAAUCAGACCAAUGGUUUGUUACAUUUGUCAGAAACCAGACCAUUUUGCAAAUGAAUGCCCUGAACGGAAGGACGAUAGAGCUGUCAACCGCAACAAUAUCAAUGACAAUGUUGUACGCCCUACUGCCAAGGGACGUGUCUACCACAUCAAUGGAGAGGAAACUCCAUCUUCCUCUGAACUUAUCCAAGCUGAGUGUUUAAUUGCUGGAAAAUCACUUAAUGCAAUUUAUGAUUCGGAGGCAACGCACUCAUUCAUUUCAUUGGAUUGGGUGGAUUCACUCCAACUUAUUGUUACUACUUUGUCGUUUGAUUUGGUGGUUACCCUACCUUCUACCGAAUAA
Messenger RNA from Cicer arietinum (chickpea), 1236 nucleotides. Lineage: Eukaryota; Viridiplantae; Streptophyta; Magnoliopsida; Fabales; Fabaceae. The record is from RefSeq and is a predicted model, not a curated record.